This is a messenger RNA of Camellia sinensis, 1283 nucleotides long. NCBI's taxonomy places the organism in Eukaryota, Viridiplantae, Streptophyta, Magnoliopsida, Ericales, Theaceae. The record is from RefSeq and is a predicted model, not a curated record.
AGUGUAAAGAGGUAAAGUAGCGGCAUAAGUAGAAUCAGCCUUCUCCAUUUUGCCAAACACAGUAUAAAUUUGUGGCGUCUCUCUUGUUCUUUCCUGUGCCACAAAGCUGAUGAACAAAUUAUAUUCUCUCUCUCAUACUCUCUCUUCUCAUCAAACAAUUCUUUGAAAAAAUGGCGGAAAAUAAUUCACACUCACAGUUCCUUGCCAUUGCUGUCGAAGCAGCGAAGAUUGCUGGAGAUGUAAUUCGUAAAGGGUUUUAUCAAACUAAGCAUGUGGAGCACAAGGGCGAGGUGGAUUUGGUCACUGAAACUGAUAAGGCAUGUGAAGAUCUCAUAUUCAAUCAUCUCAAGAAGCAUUUCCCUCAGCAUAAGUUCAUUGGGGAAGAAACCACUGCUGCUCGUGGUGUUACAGAGCUAACUGAUGAACCGACAUGGAUAAUUGAUCCACUUGAUGGAACAACUAACUUUGUGCAUGGGUUCCCCUUUGUGUGUGUUUCUAUUGGUUUAACAAUUGGAAAGGUCCCCACAGUUGGUGUUGUCUACAACCCAAUUAUGGAUGAGCUUUUCACUGGUGUCCAUCGAAAAGGUGCUUUUCUGAAUGGAAACCCCAUAAAAGUGUCUUCUCAGUCCGAACUUGUGAAGUCCCUCCUUGUCACUGAGGCUGGAACACAACGUGAUAAGUUAACUCUGGAUGCCACUACAAAUAGAAUUAAUGGUUUACUUUUCAAGGUGAGAUCGCUUCGGAUGUGUGGCUCUUGUGCAUUGGACCUCUGUGGUGUUGCAUGUGGAAGGAUCGACCUAUUCUAUGAACUUGGGUUCGGUGGCCCUUGGGACGUGGCAGGUGGGGCUGUGAUUGUGACAGAAGCUGGAGGAGUUAUUUUUGAUCCUUCUGGUAAAGAAUUUGAUAUCAUGGCUCAGCGAGUCGCAGCUUCAAAUCCACUUCUCAAGGACAAAUUUGUGGAGGCAUUAAGACAAUCAGAAUGAAGUCCAUGGGAGCUGGAAGGAACAAGCAGCGGUCAUUCUGGCUCCGUCAAUUUGGUUUUCAGAGAUUCUGUUAGCCGAGAGUAUAUUAGGCAAUUCAAAUGAUUAUUCGUUGGCUUGCGAACAUAAGCAGUGCCAAAAUUAUUUGUAAUCUCACAAUUAAUCUGACAACUUUGUAUUGGGUUAUAGCAACACAAAUUUGCAGUACUUCACAAGUAUGAUUUUAUAUGAGGCUGCCUCCAAAGUCUUCAUAUUUCAAAUAGAAGUAUUUUCUUCUUGGAAAUAAUUAUUACUAUUCGACUA